AUGACCACCACCGCCGAAGAGCCAAAGCAGACCUACCGCGGCAACUGCCACUGCAAGACCUUCGUCUACGAGGUCCAGCUCCCAGAGAUCAAGUCCGCCAGCGCCUGCAAUUGCAGCCUCUGCUCCAGGAAGGGGACCCUCUGGGUCAUUCCCCAGCGCGCCGACCUACGCUUCGUCAAAGGCGCCGAGGAUGACCUCUCGACGUACAACUUUGGUCCCGGCCAGAUUACGCACAAGGCGAGUCCCGGGAAUCUGAACACGCGGAAACGAGCAAGAUUCUCUGCAAUGAACCUGUCCGAGGGGGAAGAAGCACUAGGGCUGGCAUUUAUGCAGGUGCGCUCGAUCCAAGACCUCGAUAUUUGGGGACUGGAGAAGAAGACUUACGACGGCGCGUCUUACGGCGCCAACUACGAGCCUCACACCCACAACGGUCCCAGGCCGACGGCCGAGGUCGAGGGGGGCAAAGUUUACACCGGCAGCUGCCACUGCGGCGCUCUGACGGUGGCUGUCGUCAGCAAGCCCAUUGACGAGACGUACGAAAACGAAGUCAUCGAGUGCAACUGCAGCAUCUGCGAAAGGAAUGGAUACGUCUGGGUGUACCCCAAUAGCGACCAAGUCGUGCUGACGGGAGACGACGACAAGAUUGGCCGCUACGUCUUUGGACACCACAUUCUCGCAAAGACGUUUUGCAAGAACUGCGGCGUCCCGAUCACCAACCAGUUCAACCCGCUGAGCGAGGAGGAGCAGAGUAAUCUGGUGGAGCUGGCGCAGUACUGGUACGAGAAGUCGAAGACGAGGCAUCCCGUCAACGCGCGGGUUCUCGACGGGGUGGAUGUGAAGAGUCUGAAGAUUAUCCAGAUCGAUGGCAAGGGUGAGCAUCAGCCUGGAUACGUGAACCCCUGA
Messenger RNA from Colletotrichum lupini, 903 nucleotides. RefSeq names its product glutathione-dependent formaldehyde-activating enzyme. The transcript has 4 exons. Lineage: Eukaryota; Fungi; Ascomycota; Sordariomycetes; Glomerellales; Glomerellaceae. Bases 1 to 903 code for a protein of 300 amino acids. The record is from RefSeq and is a predicted model, not a curated record. Gene Ontology annotation, molecular function: carbon-sulfur lyase activity.